Messenger RNA from Nomia melanderi (Alkali bee), 2061 nucleotides. Its product is annotated as organic solute transporter subunit alpha. The record is from RefSeq and is a predicted model, not a curated record. NCBI's taxonomy places the organism in Eukaryota, Metazoa, Arthropoda, Insecta, Hymenoptera, Halictidae.
UCCGUUACAACACAGCGAUCAGGCGGCGGUAAAAGUGGGGACUGGCUCUCACUGUUCGUCGACUAAGGUGGCUCCGGCUGCCCUGUCGUUUUUAAAACACUCUAUACCGCGGGUUCAUUUCUCCCCGAUUGCGCGUCGCGCCGGACACUGGCUGAAUCCUAGGACGAAAAGGGACAAAGGAACCACCAGGUUACGUGUCGCCAGAUCACCAGCGCCGCUAGGAUGCUGACCGAACUGGAAACAUUGAACUCCUACAGGAACCUCACCUGCGACGAGGAAUAUGUGCCUUCCGCGAUCGAAUACAUAGAAAGUUUAGGCUCUUUCGGGAUAGGUUUACUGAGUACAGGUGCGGUACUCUCCACGUUGACCCUUUACUUCUCCGUAGAUGCUUGCCACAACAUUUUCUACCAAAAGGAGUCCAGAUUUUACAAGACCAACAGCAUCAUGAUCCUUUUGGUGUAUCCAAUCGCCAGUGUCUGCAGUUUGACUGCAUUAGGGAUACCAAGGACGCAGUUGCUGUCAGAGGCGGUUAUUCAAAUCUUCUUAAUGACUGUUCUGUACCGGCUCUAUCUGUUGCUGGUCUACCUCGGUCGCAAAAAGGUCAUGACGUCACCGCGGUUGAAGCUGAAUGUCGGACCCUGUUGCUGCUGGCCCUGUCUGCCCUUUCCGAAGCUAGUAAUGACCGACGCCAAUUUGUCCUGGAUCAGACUGCUAGUCCUCCAGCUCCCUAUUAUCCAGACGCUGAGUUGUUGCAUACUGCUGUUCAUGUCGAUCGAAGAGCCAAGCCUGGCAAAUGAAUAUGGCAUCUGGCUGCAGCCGUUCGCUGUGACUAGCAUACUUCUCGGAAUAUACGGGCUAACCAUUACCGUGAAGAGUCUGCAGGAAGUCGCUCCAGAGGCGAAACUCGCGCACAGAGCUGCGGUGUCCCAGAUGGUGUUGCUGUUCUCGAAGCUGCAGGGGUUCAUUGUGAAGAGUCUGUCGCAAACGGGCCUGUUUCCAUGCAAUCCGCCAAUUACGCCGCAGAUCUAUGCGAAUGUUACCUACGAUGCCCUGAUGCUAAUCGAGAUGCUGUUGCUCUGCUACAUCGCGAGGUACGUUUAUUACGUGGACUUGGAAAGGGUGGAGGACAUAUCGGCCGAGGCGACAGAUCGGCCGAGAGACAAGAGCACGGAACAAGCGGACGCAACGAAUAACAACGAGGCCAGUAAGCAACCGUCCUCGUUGACCGUUAUGGAUUUCGCUUCUAAAUUCGGCGUUGUCCCGAAUGUCCAAAUAACGAGCUUGAACAAUAGCAAUCACAUAUAAAUCGUUCAUAUUUCGAGCCUGGUGAUCGUUAUUUUCCCAAAGAUCAAUGGACAUUGGUCUUGAACAAGAUCAAUAUUUGAAUCGUUGUGUCAAGUACAGUGAACGUUAUUUUCUUAAAGAUCAAUGAAAACUGGUCAUUGAUGAGGUCGCUGCUUAAACUGUUCGUACGUUAAUCAUAGUGAAAAUUGGUUUUGAAAGAAUCGACGAAAUCAAUCUAAGUUAUUGUUUUAAACCGAGGCUGAUCCAUUUUAUUUAAAUUUAAACGACUAUUUCUUCUUGUACAAGAUUGAUGGAAAGAUUGACUUAAGAAGCUUUUGGUCUCACAAUAUUUGACUUUAUCCGAGAGACUGCGUUUUGAAAGCAGUAUAGAGAAAUAACCGAAUUAUAUUUGUAGUGGUACUAUAUUUGACAGUAGAGUGAUGGGCGUUGCGGAAGGUUUUGUUACCAAAUUUGAAUGACUAAGCGCAUUUUAUCAGAGUCAUAUUCCUAACAGUAACGGUUAGAGUAGUUUAUAAAAUGGAAUGAUACCUGUCUGUUUAUCGUAUGUUCAUAAAAUAUCGUGUAAAUAUAUGAAUGAAGAUCGACGGAGAACCUACUUGUAUAUUACAUAUUGCCUACUUAUCUUUUUACUUUUCCCUUCCGUAUCACCUUGCUACAGUAUUAAGCAAAUCAGAACUAAAUCUCACAAUAUAGAAUGAUUCAAUAGCAAUGAUUCUUUCUCUAUAACUCGACCACAGAGAAAAUAAGGGAAACAAG